Messenger RNA from Gallus gallus (chicken), 944 nucleotides. It is a transcript of the gene SLN, whose product is annotated as sarcolipin. The coding region runs from base 424 to 519 and encodes 31 amino acids. Gene Ontology annotation, cellular component: membrane. The transcript has 2 exons. The record is from RefSeq and is a predicted model, not a curated record. Lineage: Eukaryota; Metazoa; Chordata; Aves; Galliformes; Phasianidae. Gene Ontology annotation, molecular function: enzyme regulator activity.
GGGGCACCAGACCGAGUGGGAGAUAGGCAGAAGUUGAGAGAGAAAUUGUAUCUGCAGUGCCCCAGAGCCCCAGAGGCAGAACCACUGGGCUCCAUUCACCUUCAUAAGGUAAAAAAAAAAAACUUGGCUUACUUAUUAGGUCAGAUUUUCUCUUGCCCAGGGAUACGGGAGGCUGGAAGAACAGCUUGGGAAUGGAGGAAUUUGUGAACUGCAUGCAGUAGGCUUUUAAUAUUUAAUCUGCAAACUCAAGCGGUUUCUAUUUAAACCUUCUGCCUUCAUUCUGGUAUGGUCCCAGGGCUUCUCCUCCUUGCACCAUAGAGCCUGUGACCUGAAGGCUGAGCUCAAGGACGCUCCCUGCUGAGCCCCUGCUGGCUCCCCCUUGCUCUGCCCGCUGACCUCUGCUCGCCCCGAACGUCCCCCAGAAUGGAGCGAUCCACACAAGAACUUUUCCUCAACUUCAUGAUUGUCCUCAUCACUGUGCUGCUCAUGUGGCUCCUGGUGAAGUCCUAUCAGGAGUAAAGGACGGUCAGAUACUCUCAGAGCUGGUCUGGGUCUCUGUGGGCAGACACCAGUAACACCACCACACGUCUCUGUUAGGAGCUUUUGGUCAAUUCGGGAUGCCGUGAUCUUUUUUACUCUCUAGUCUCUGUUGCCCGUGUUCAUGUUUGUAAUGGGUCUGUGAUGGUGUAAUUAUUUUAUUCUGCACUGAUCCAGCUGUAAAAUGCAAGAUCCUUAGGAAAUGUCCUAUGUGGCUGUAAGUUCUGUGCCCCUCUGCCCACGCGCCUGCUUCUUUGGUGGCAGGGCAGGGUAUAACCCCUGCAGCAUGCAGUGGGUCUGUCUGCGAGCCAGCAUAAAAGGCACAGACUUGCUUAGCAGAAAGAAAUGUGAAACCGCUGCUUUCGCUUGAUUUUGUUUCACCUCAAUAAAGAACAUGUAAAACCGUU